AUGGCUGUAGCUUUCCUCUCAAGAUCACAGGUGGUUGGAUUCACAGCUCUUCAAUUACAUUUCCAGCUCAUUAUCUGCUGUCUCCUCAUGCAAUCUCUGGUAAUGAAAUCUGCAUGGACUAUUAACUGCUCUGAACCCACUACAGAUGCUCUUUUCAGUGCCUUAAAAGACAGCAUCUUUGAUAAAUCAGAUGUGAGACCAGUUUUGUACCCGAAAACUCCCACCAACAUUAGUGUGAGCUUCACUCUGUAUGGAAUUUUAGGUGUGGAUGAAAAAGCUCAAAUAUUCGAUUCAUAUAUUUGGGUGUAUCUGUUUUGGAAUAUUGAAGGUUUGAGCUGGGAUCCUGUUGAAUGUGGAACAGACAGAAUCUCACUGCCAAGAAAAAAGCUGUGGAUGCCGGAUAUUGUGAUUAAUGAAUUCAUGGAUGAAAAUAAAUCUCCAGACACAUAUUACCUCUAUGUCAAACAUACUGGUGAGGUAAUGGAUGAUCUUCCCAUUCAUGUGAUCAGUUCCUGCAACAUGGACAUCUACACCUUUCCAUUUGAUAUUCAGAACUGCACAUUUACUUUUAACUCAUACAAGCUUACUGCGAGGGAUAUCCGAUUGCUCUUUGUUGAACCCGUGGAGGUAACACUUCAGAAUUCCCUAUCUGUGAUGAAAACGAAAGGAGAGUGGGAGCUAGUCGACAUGCUUGCUGAGAAACCUCUGAUACUUCCAGGAGAUCUAAAUAAUAGUUUUGAUACACUUAUUUACCAUGUCGUUCUCAGGCGUCGAGCGACUAUGUAUGUGGUGAACCUCCUGAUUCCCAGCUGCUUCCUAAUUGCUUUAGAUCUGUUCAGUUUUCUUCUUCCACCCCAGAACGUGGAUCGUUCUGCCUUCAAAAUGACCCUGAUUUUGGGUUACACUGUCUUCCUGCUGCUAAUGAAUGACCUGCUGCCUGUAACUGGAAACACCUUACCUCUCAUAAAUGUGUUUUUCUCUCUUUGCUUGGCACUGAUGGUGGCCAGUCUUCUUGAGACAAUCUUCAUCACUAACAUUCAGUGUGGCUCCACUCACUAUGGACCUUUACCUCCAUGGGCCAAGAUGCUUUUCCUCAACUAUCUUGCUAAGCUUGUUUGUUUAAGCAAGAAACCCAGUGACCAAAACUGUGACCCUGAAGAGCUCAGACUAGAGACCAAACGCUGUGAUCCUGCAGUUGAAACCCCUCCAAGCGAAGCAGCAUAUAAGACACUUCCUCUCCUGGAACUGAAGAAGAUAAGCCAUGAGUUACUAUCCAUCCGUCAGCAGAUCGAUAAACAUUUUAAAACUGAUGAGAGUGCAGAGGAGUGGAUGCAUUUGGGUCAAGUCAUUGACCGCUGGCUUUUCUGUCUCAUAAGUGACAACCAAGCCCCAAGCACAUAUUAUCUUUAUCUUUACAACAACGGCAAAGCAGAAGAUCGGCUGCCAAUCCAUGUGAUCAGCUCCUGCAACCUAGACAUCUACACCUUUCCAUUUGACAUUCAAAACUGCACGUACACAUUUGGAUCUUACAAGCUUACAAAGCCAGGGGAGGCCACACUCAAAAAAUCUCUACAGUACAUGGAGACAAAAGGAGAGUGGCAGCUGAUUGACAUAACCGCCAGGAAAUCUGUCAACUCAUCAUACUUCAACAUGGACGGAUUGGACAGUUGGGAUGAAAUCAUUUACCAAAUCGUCCUGAAGCGCAGACCAACUCUGUAUGUGGUGAACCUGCUGAUCCCCAGCUACUGCCUGAUUACCGUAGAUCUGUUCAGCUUCCUCCUGCCUCCUCAGAAAAUGGAUCGCUCUGCCUUUAAAAUGACCUUGAUCUUAGGCUACACCGUCUUCCUCCUCCUCAUGAACGAUCUGCUUCCUGUUACAGGAGACACCAUCCCUCUUAUAAGUCUGUUACCACUCUAUAUAAAGAGUUAG
This is a messenger RNA of Carassius carassius (crucian carp), 1929 nucleotides long. RefSeq names its product 5-hydroxytryptamine receptor 3A-like. Gene Ontology annotation, cellular component: synapse; postsynaptic membrane; neuron projection. The record is from RefSeq and is a predicted model, not a curated record. The coding region runs from base 1 to 1929 and encodes 642 amino acids. The transcript has 13 exons. Gene Ontology annotation, molecular function: transmembrane signaling receptor activity; neurotransmitter receptor activity; extracellular ligand-gated monoatomic ion channel activity. Gene Ontology annotation, biological process: chemical synaptic transmission; nervous system process; signal transduction. Lineage: Eukaryota; Metazoa; Chordata; Actinopteri; Cypriniformes; Cyprinidae.